CCUUCUUUCUCUUAGCAGACAAGUCGUGUGUAAGGGCGGCGUGCUAGUGUGGAUCCGAUUUAUCAAGCGGACAAAUGGCCGAUUCGUUGACACUUUUCAUUUCUAUUGGACUCAGUGAGCAGAAAGCGAAAGAAACUCUGAAAAAUGAAGCGCUGAGUUCUGCCCUGAAGGACGCGAUUAUUCAGGCGCAAGGUGUCCGUGGGGCAUCAGGAGUGGACAAAGUCACGGGUACAUUGCUGUACAGUCUGGCAUCUCGUCUUAAAGACACCAAGCGCCUGGCAUUUCUGGCCGACAGUAUAGCUCAGCGCAAAAUCUGCACAGAGCUGCAGCUGGCAGCUGCUUUGGACUUUGUGAAGAGUCAUCCCGAAGACCCUAUCAACCAAAAGGAGUUUGAUGAUGCAUGUGGUGUAGGGGUUGUCAUAACACCAGAGCAGAUUGAGGAUGCAGUCGAGUCUGUGAUCAAGAAGCACAAGGAGCAGCUGUUGAAGGAGCGGUAUCGUUUCAACAUGGGAAUUCUAAUGGGUGAGGCGCGUUCUGCUCUUAAGUGGGCUGAUGGAAAGGUGAUCAAAAAUGAGGUGGACCUGCAGGUUUUGCACCUCUUAGGACCCAAAACAGAGGCUGACCUGGAGAAGAAACCAAAGCCACAAAAAGUGAAAGUUGCAGAGAAUGAUGUGAAGACAAAGAAAGAAGAGGAUACAGUGAAUGGUGAUGUUGUGUUUGGGGAGGGCAAGUCUCUAAUGGAGCAGCUUAGAGGAGAAGCACUGAAAUUUCAUAAACCAGGAGAGAAUUACAAAACAGAGGGUUAUGUGCUUAUACCGAGCACAAUGGAUCUACUUAUGAAACACUUGGAGAUCACCGGUGGACAGAUACGCACUCGCUUUCCUCCUGAGCCCAAUGGUAUCCUUCAUAUUGGACACGCCAAAGCCAUCAACUUUAAUUUUGGUUAUGCAAAGGCAAACAAUGGAAUUUGUUUCUUGAGGUAUGAUGACACAAAUCCCGAGAAGGAGGAGGAGAAGUACUUCACUGCCAUCAAGGAUAUGGUGGAGUGGCUGGGCUACGAACCUUAUGCUGUCACACACGCAUCAGACAACUUUGAGAGGCUGUACGAACUCGCUGUGGAGCUCAUUCGUAGGGAUCAUGCAUAUGUGUGCCAUCAGAAGGGUGAGGAGCUGAAGGGCCAUAACGUUCCUCCAUCACCUUGGAGAGACCGACCUGUUGAAGAGUCACUGGUGUUGUUUGAGAGGAUGAAGAAGGGGCUGUUUGCAGAGGGAGAGGCCACGCUCAGAAUGAAGAUGAUCAUGGAGGACGGGAAGAUGGAUCCUGUUGCUUACCGAAUCAAAUAUACAGCUCACCAUCGCACUGGAGAUAAAUGGUGCAUUUAUCCCACUUAUGACUACACCCACUGUCUGUGUGACUCCAUAGAAAACAUCACACAUUCACUGUGUACCAAAGAGUUUCAAGCCAGGCGUUCGUCAUAUUACUGGCUGUGUAACGCUCUGGAUGUGUACUGCCCUGUUCAGUGGGAAUACGGCCGCUUGAACCUCACCUACACUGUCGUGUCUAAAAGGAAAAUCAUCAAACUGGUUGACACAGGUGUAGUCAGAGACUGGGAUGAUCCCAGACUCUUCACUUUAACUGCGCUGAGGAGAAGAGGUUUCCCUCCGGAGGCUAUCAAUAACUUCUGUGCACGGGUGGGAGUCACCGUUUCCCAGACAACAACUGAGCCCCACUUGCUGGAGUCCUGUGUGAGGGAUGUUCUGAACGAAACUGCUCCUCGAGUCAUGGCUGUGCUGGAGCCACUCAAAGUCACCAUAACCAACCUCCCUGAGAACGCAAAGUCAGAUGUAAGAGUACCAGACUUUCCUGCCAACGAGGCCAAAGGCAGCCACACGGUUCCAUUUACACGGACGAUCUUCAUUGAGCAGAGCGAUUUCAGAGAGGUGAUGGAGAAGGGCUACAAGCGUCUGACUCCAGAGCAGCCCGUAGGCCUGAGACAUGCUGGCUAUGUCAUCACUGUCCAGAAAGUCAUUAAGGACUCUCAGGGUAAGGUGGUGGAACUGGAAGUAACCUGUUGCAGUUCUGAGACUGCAGAGAAACCAAAGGCCUUUAUCCACUGGGUCAGCCAGCCGCUGGUGUGUGAAGUGCGUCUCUAUGAAAGACUAUUCCUCCACAAACAUCCAGAAGAUCCAUCUGAAGUACCCAAUGGCUUUUUGAGUGACAUUAAUCCCAACUCCCUGCAAGUGAUCAGCAGUGCCUUAGUGGAUACCUCGGUCAAAGGAGCAAAGGUUUUGGAUAAAUUCCAGUUUGAGAGGGUUGGUUACUUCUCAUUGGACCCUGACAGCACCGCAGAGAAGCUCAUCUUCAACAGGACAGUCACCCUUAAAGAGGACCCUGGGAAGAUCUGAUGAUCGACUUAGGCUCAAGCUGCACUUCAUGCUUCCCAUGAGCCCUAAGAUACAUGUCUGAAUUGUUUGCAUCACUUCUUGUGUAACCUCAGCAGGGGAACAGACUGGUAUAGCUGAGACAGAUCAAAUUAAAUGCUGUUAACAUUUAUAAAUGGCACUUCUUAUUCAUAGAAUUGUCUCCUUUUGUUAAUGUUGCACUGCAUCGUCACUUUGAGCUGUCUCUGUGCUUUAUCAGUCAGUCAUUUCUUCUUUUUUGUAUUCCUGCUGCAAUAAUAUUUACCUAAACUGUUCUUUUUAAAUUAAAGUAGCUUUGGUGAUCGUUGUUGGCACACAGCUGGUGUUAUAUAGAAGAGAUGCUCUCAACUGCCAAAUCUGACUUUCUUGCAAAGUUGGUGGGUCACUGCCAACCCACCAUAUGUUUUUAAGACUCAGAGAAGUCCUAUGAACAGGACAAAACAAUAAAUGAUGCUACAAAAAUCUUUUUUUUUCUGUGGUAAUUGUGAGUACGGGGAUUUAUAUUUUCAUGUGAACAUAAAUAUUAAAUAAUUAACCCAG
This is a messenger RNA of Melanotaenia boesemani (Boeseman's rainbowfish), 2960 nucleotides long. RefSeq names its product glutaminyl-tRNA synthetase 1 (gene qars1). Gene Ontology annotation, molecular function: ATP binding; glutamine-tRNA ligase activity. Gene Ontology annotation, biological process: translation; glutaminyl-tRNA aminoacylation. Lineage: Eukaryota; Metazoa; Chordata; Actinopteri; Atheriniformes; Melanotaeniidae. Gene Ontology annotation, cellular component: cytosol; cytoplasm; aminoacyl-tRNA synthetase multienzyme complex. The transcript has 23 exons. The record is from RefSeq and is a predicted model, not a curated record. Bases 75 to 2405 code for a protein of 776 amino acids.